This is a messenger RNA of Mytilus trossulus (common blue mussel), 771 nucleotides long. RefSeq names its product eggshell protein-like. Bases 117 to 578 code for a protein of 153 amino acids. The transcript is spliced from 4 exons. NCBI's taxonomy places the organism in Eukaryota, Metazoa, Mollusca, Bivalvia, Mytilida, Mytilidae. The record is from RefSeq and is a predicted model, not a curated record.
GCAUUAAUACAUCGGCUGCGAUUGAACGUAUAUAAAAGAAGCAAGAUUCUACCGGACAAAUCACAAGUGAAUCCAGACCCCUCUUAAAUUGUCAAAUAUCUAAGAUACAGACGAAAAUGUUGAGUUCGGUUGUAGUCACUACCCUCUUUGCCUGUGUCUCUGCUACAUUCUACAAAGGAAGUUUUGAACCUCAGUCUGGAUACCAGAGAUUUGUAGGGUAUGGACCAAUGAACUCAAACUUUGGCAUGAUGGGAUAUGGAAAUCAGAACGACAUGUUCAAUGAUGGAUAUCUCAAUGUUGGAGUUGGUGGAUUUCAGAACCGCGGAUUAAUGGGUGGAUAUCAGAAAGGUGGACUCGGAGGAUAUUUCAAAGGUGGAAUGGGAGGACAAUUUAAUGGUGGAAAUAUUGGACAUUAUAAAGGAAUAAUGGAUUUUGGAUUUGAAGGAUGGAACAAUCAUGACGAUGGUUUCGGAAUGGGGAAUCAAGAUUUCGGAAGUUACCCGAUAUUUUUAAACAACGGACUUGGAAAUAUGGGAGGUGCAUAUGGUAUCAAAGGAUUUAAGACAGGAAGCUAUUAGGUGAAACACUAAUAAGGAUGGCACAACGAGGCUGAAGACAACAGAAGAUUUUAGAAAACACUCAAUUGUUUAUGUUUAUUUUUUAUAAUAAAAUUUUUUGAUCCCCCAAAAAAUAAUUGUAAAUAAGGUAACUAUUUUCACAAAUUCUGCAGAUCCACGUGAAAGAAUAAAUGUUACUCUUCCACUAUAAAUA